Tricharina praecox is the source of this 2512-nucleotide messenger RNA. RefSeq lists its product as uncharacterized. The coding region runs from base 166 to 2043 and encodes 625 amino acids. Lineage: Eukaryota; Fungi; Ascomycota; Pezizomycetes; Pezizales; Pyronemataceae. The transcript has a single exon. The record is from RefSeq and is a predicted model, not a curated record.
CGUGCUGAUCUUUCUUUCGUUUCUUGCUCCAGGAAUUCCAAAGGUACCAAAACUGAUCCGCAUUCACCAGCCAUUCAUUCAACCGGAGCCAUUGACUUCACCGGACCGGUUCCAACAGCACGGCACGAAAGCACCUAAACGCCGAACCCACAUCCGAUAUCUAGUAUGUCGCGCGCACCUCGUCCCCGCCGAGCGCAGCACACCGAGUUGCCCUCGAUAUACACGAAGUUCGCGCAGAUGAACUCGGCACCACCACAGUACAUGAUACCGCCGCCGCCACCUCCACGACCUCGUUCUGUAGAACAUGAGCCGGUGCCUUCGUCGAGGGCUUCCAGAAGACCUACGUCGUUGCAACAACCACAGCAGCAAUAUCGACGCCAACACAGCUGUCCACCUCCACCGCCCCCUCGAGAACCAUCUCGUACACCACCACAGCAACUGCCCUCUCGUCAGCGAGAUUCUCCACCACCACUGCCACCGAAGCAGCCAUCGUGCCAACAGCAGUCGGUCUACCACCAGCCACAGGUUCCGCCACCAGUGCAGCAGCAGCAAUACGAUUACUAUCAGCCUCAAACUCGGCAACCAGUGCAGCAGCAGCAGCACUACAAAUACUCCCAGCCUCAAGUUCGGCCGCAAGCGCACCAGCACCAGCAGGAGCAAUAUGAGUACUUCCAGCCUCGUCAGACAGUCUGUCCGCCGGCACAACCACACAACUAUCCACCAGCUCCACCAAAGCCACCGCAGUACGCCGAGCCUACUCGACCAUGCUCAAACACACGGCCUCCGAAUUCCCACCGAGCAGUGUCCGACCCAGCCCGUCAGCGGUCAAGAACACCGCCAUCGCAGCAACCUCAAAGCCGUCCACUAUGCCAGAUAACCGCCAUGCCCGAUGUCGCGAGACCCUCGUCGACGACUCGACGAACAACCUCGGACCCAUUGCGACGACCACAGCUCACGGCAGCCCCAUCCGCAUCACAGCAACCCUCCUCUCAUCCGGGUCCCGGCGAGGAAAAUCUUCCGGUCCCCCUCCGCAUUUCGCGCCCCGUCUCCCUCACCCGCGGCACUGCAAACGCCAGAAGGAACCGGCAGACGAUGCCGGCCCUGCCCACGCAGAACAAGUACGUUUCGCAGGGCCCACGCCCGCGCAGCAGCGAAUAUCUCGCCUUCCACCCAGCGCAGAACUCCAACGACGUCGACGAGAUCUCGGCAAUGCUGCAAGCCGAAAUCGACGACAUCGAGCGGCAAUCCUCGGCGGAGGAGGCGGCGGAGGAGGCUCACGAAGAAGAAUCGUCAGAAACAGAAGUCGAGCUGAUCGACGACAUGGAGCGCCAGUUCCUCGGCCCGGCAAUGCUGCAGAGCGUGUGCACAUUCGUGCCCGCCACGCCAAAACAGAGCAUGUCCACGCCCGUCGAAAUGCCGUCCACCCCAGCGCGGCGACCGUCUUCACCACCACCACCACCACCGAUGAACCCGCCCACGCAGCACUACGACGAGGCCAUUCCCCCGCCGCAGGCGUGGACCCCGAGACCGCUGGAAAUGCCGCGCUCAUCCACCUUUUUCGUGCGCGAAGUCAAGCCGGCGCGCGCAAAAAUCCACCUACCAACGAUCAUCACGAACACCACCAUGGUAGCUCCACACAGCGCAGCCUUCCACCGCGUGCAAGCAGCGCAGCCCUCCCCAUCCCCCUCGCCCUCCCCCUCGCCCAUCUCCCCCCCCUCCCCAGGGCCUAUGCUCCCGCGCACCCCCACUUCACCCACUUCGCCCACGCCCACCGCCACCCCUACGAUAUCAGAAUCCAAACCGCAGAUCUCGAACCUGUUCAACGAGAUCAGACGCACGCUGACGUUUAAGGAUAAGUACGUCCGCGAUGAGGACGAGGAGGAGGACGAUGAGGAGUAUACCGACGAGUUUGAUGAGGUCUUGCAGGUUUAUACUGGUAGUGCGGCGGGGGCGGGACAGGGUGUGGGAGCGGGAAUAGGAGCGGGAGUGGGUGCGGGGAUGGGAAUUGCGGGCGUUCUCAGGAUUGGGACGGUUAGGCGGUAGGGCUGGAUGCGAGGGGAUGGGGGUGAUGGGCAAGAGAUGAGAUGGAAGGGGAGGCGGUGGGGAGGGGGGGCGAUGGGUAAUGGGGAAUGGGCGAGUGGUUCUGGGGGUUGGCGGUGGAGGUUGGCAGUGGAGGCGCGGUCGAGUUUGGGGAGUCAUGGCGGUGGAGGAACGGAGCAUUGGUGGAUUUGCAUAUGGGCGUCUCUCUUCUGUCUUCUGCCUUUUGAUUUUUGGUGGGAAUGCUGGGAGGUAACCGGGCAGGUUCAAUCGGUAGUGCUCGAUUGGUUAUUCAAGUGAUCAGUGAAGACAAGGCGGUGCCGGAACGGAAGCAUUUCCAUUUCGUUGCAUUUUAGGGAUUUACAAUUUUACAUAUGGGCGUUUCUCAAUAUUUUUUCUCUAUUUUUCUUAGUAAGAAUACAUACCGAGUUCUAGUUCUAGUUCUAUUUUAUAGUACUGGCGACACUGAGACCCG